AUGUUGAGGUCUACCUACUUUCUGUGGGACAGUGACUAUCCCUUAUAUGUCUAUAUCUACAUCUUCGUUGUUAUCCUGAUUAUCUGGCAAGUGCAACAGAAUUACCGCAGAUUGAAGUGGGAACAGAAGAGGAGCUGCUGCCGGCGUCACCGAAAAGUCAGGCAGAGGGCUAGAGAUGCGGCAUCAAGAGCCAGGAGACUUUGCCGAGAAGAAGCUGAGAAGCCGUGGGAGCUGCUGACUAUCAUGAAAAGCCAAAGCUGGCUCCCCAAGGAGGAGCGUGUGCGGCAGCUCCUGUGUAUAGAUCCCUGCUGCCAAAUCUGUGAUGCUGCAACUCUAGAGAUCCGGCAGUUGCUGGAGAGCGAGCAAAGUCAGAUCUCCCCUGCUUUGUUGGGACUGCCACCGGACUCUUCUUGCCUGGAGAUGUUGACCAUAUCCAGUGAGACUUUUGAGCAGAACGUGGAGCUUCAUCCCAGACCCUCCACAGACUUUCCACUGCCACCUGUGACCCAAACACUAACGGAACACUUAGCACAAUCGACCAGCACAGUUGGUGUCCAACAGCUCUGUGCAGAUCACCUCCUGGCCGGACAAGGAUUUCAUCUGGCAGACAUGUCCGUGGUCUCUGAGGCUGCAGCUUCUUCAAGGCUUGGGGAACCUGUGGUUUUAGUGAAUGCAGAAGAGAUGACGCACAGCGAUCUAAGCUAUAACUACGUCCAGCAGAUCCAAGACCAGCAGUCUUUCAACUCGCAGACCCCUUUUCAAACCCUGAGCCCAGAUGGUAUUCAUGUCACACAUCCGAUGACCCUGUCUCUUGUCAACACUGUCCCCCCGCCAUUCCUCAAUCCUGAAGUGGUAAGGCUUCUUGAGCUACAUGUGAAAAAAUUGAUGCAUUUCCAAAGGUGGGGGCUUCCCAGACGUGUAGAGGAAUCACUAAGGCAACUUAUGCCACACCCCCCAAUGUAUUUCCAGCCAGAAAACAACCAACCAGUUUCUUUGAUCCUGAACAAUAUUCCUCAAUACUAUGUUCACAGAUUUGGGAGUCUUUCUCCCCACACCUGGUGCUCAUAUCCAGACAACCAACCUACUCAGAUCUUUUGGGUGUCUCAGUGGUCUAAUGCGGAGCUGGAACAAAAAGCACACUGCGGACAAAUCACAAGCCCUGUGGAGAAGUCCUUAUUCUCUCCUGACCAUGACAUUCUCCGUGGCAUCUGGCUACUGCCCAAGGGACAGGCGAACGACUCCAGGAACAAACUCCCGAAGACAUUCACCCAGUUAUUCUGUGGCCUCCCCUCUAUACACAGUGAGUCCUUGGUGGCUACCUUCUUAGGCACUCAACGUCUCUCCAAGGACACACCUGAGCCUUCCUGCAAAAACCCUCACCUCUUGAAAGAGGCCUCGCCCUUCCUCCUGCCACCCCACUCGCCACCGACAGCAGCCCCUCCCUCUUCAGCUUCUCCAAAAGAGUCUUUGUAUGAGUGCCAAACUCAGAUCAACGUGCCGUGUCUGACUCUGGCUGAGUGUAAAACCUUGGAAUGGCACCUUCUACAAAGACAGCUUCAGCUACAGUGGGGCCUGCCAGCUGUCAUCCCUGGAUCUCCCUAUGAGCAGAGCCACAUACAGUAUAAGCCAUGUAAUAAAGCAAAGCCCCAUGAGACUUUAAAAGCCUCCUGGGCAAGAAAGUCCUUCUCAGUCCUCACCAGAGACCUCGUCUUUAUCCCAGAGCCUGUACGCAGGCUGCUGGAAUUCCACCUCCAGAAGCAACUGAUUCACCUGCGCUGGGGCCUGCCCCAGAGGAUCCAACGCUCCAUUCACUUGGUCCUCUCCUCCCCUGGCCAGCAGCCCCGGUCCUGCAGCAAUGGGACACUACCCAAUGUGAGCAUCCUGCAGCCAGGCGACCCAAAGGCCGAUGGGUCCGGUGACACGUUUGCAGUUGCAGUGGACAGAGGGUCAGUUCCCACACCUCACUUGUUCGGCCAGGCAAAGGCAAUAUUGAAGACCCACGUUGAUUCCAAAUGUGGACAGAUCCACCAGGGCAAGGUCCCUGCCUGUGUCCAAAGUUCCCGGGAAUGCAGAAUUCCCAGGAGCUUGUCAGUAGGGGCUUCCUUCUCAAACAUUCCAGAAAGCCGGCACCUGGAGCUACAGGCAAAAAGUAACCCUGACCUACAUCACACAGCUGUUUCUCAGGAAGCAGAACCAACAGCCCUGGACCAGGAGAAACAGGCCUCAUCAGGCGCUCUCAUUGAGCACUGUAAGCGACCCCAAACCCUACCAGAGGAAACCGUAAAGAAACUGGAGACAACGUUACGCCAUAAGUAUCUGGCCUUCCUGUCAGGUCUGCCUGUCCAUUACUGCGUGACCCCCUCUAGAUCAACAUCCCCAGCAACUGUUAGCCAUUCUACAGUCACAGAGAUUAUUCCUGGACCUGUCAAAAUCCCACAGGAACCCCUAACUCAGGUGACCUUACUUGAAGACCCAUAUCGGAGUAGGCUUGAACCUUGUACUCAGGAUGAGAACGAUACUUCUGAGGACAUUGCAGGAGAGGUCCAGCCUAAAGUGCAGGCGGCAGGAGGGACAGAGAAGGUGUCUAUAGAGACGCAGACAGAGAUCUUGGAGAAACUGAGUUUCCACCUGAAGAAAAAGGUCCUAGAGAUAAAGUUGGGAUUUCCUGUAAUAGCAAAUGAGCUCAAAGAGUCAAAUGCAGUGGACCCAGAGCCUCUUGGGAUUCUAAAGAUCCCAGAAAGCACAGCACUACCACAACUGCCCAACUCAGGGGACUCUCCUCCGGCCCCAGAUGCAAACAGGGUCCACCUUGGUAAACAGCCAGCCACUGCAGGGCAGGCCAUGUGCCACAAGCAGAAGCAACCUAGUUCCAAGGCAGUGCCCCAUGGUUCUGCCCAGUGGGGCUCCAAGGCCUCACAACUCAGGAAUAUGACUGAAGCCCAACUGCACUGUGUUCAGCUGGAGACCAGUGGGAAAAAACCCAACCUAGAGAAAACCUUUAGCACUAAGCCUCAAAGCCCAGGCAAGAGCAAGUACUCAGCCCAUGUCCCCACACUGACAGAAAAGAGACACGAGUCAGGGAAACCCAAGGCAGUGUGGGACCUUGAAGAAGGGGAUGCAGGUCUUGAGCUUCCCCUGACCAGUGGGAAGACACACCAUGAUGGAGAAGAGGAGCUAGAAAAGAGGCCUCCCCCUGAGACACCCCAAGGCUCCUCAGAGCAGAGGCCUAGAUCUCAUCUUGAGGAUCCCUGUUCACCCAGCCCCCAGGAUCUCUCUGAGUUUGAAUUCCCAGAUCCACCUCCAGAAGUCCUUAUGGUGAUAGACGCUACACAGAACAUGCAAGACAGUCUGACCAAGGUAGAUGCCAUCCCGGAACCUGCAAGGAGUGCCAAAGUCCCCCAGCCUGUGGCUUCCAAGACUUCCCAGGGCUUGCCUUUCCCAUGCCCACCAACUCAGGGAAAACCUUUUAGGGGUCAAGCUUGGCAAGACCACAUUUCACAGAGGCGGGUGACGCCAGCCUCUCCUCACGCUAGCCCCAGCCUUCCAAGGGCUGGCUUGAAAAAUAAGAUGAAAUCCUUCCUUCACUCUAUGAGCCCCAAGAUAAAAGACAAAACCCACAUGGAACCCACGGUCUCUACACCCGGGAAAGUGUCCAAACCCGGUCAAGAAAAUGCUGACAAGGGUCUGUCUCAAACCAAAAACCCCACCAAGAAAACUAAGACAGAGAACUGCAGAGGGCCCAAGGCCCAACCUGCGUCCUCUGAGAGGCCAGUGGUCGCAUCGUUUUUAACUGCUCCCCACAUUCUAGACAGUAAGCUCGGGCCAUGCUCUCGACAGCACAGCUCUGUCUCAGUACCAGGCCAGCCCCGGCACUGUCCUCGGCACUGCCCUAGAUUGGCUCGUACCACUCAAUACAGAAACCCACCCUAG
This is a messenger RNA of Alexandromys fortis (reed vole), 3930 nucleotides long. RefSeq names its product protein FAM205A-2-like. The record is from RefSeq and is a predicted model, not a curated record. The transcript has 5 exons. Bases 1 to 3930 code for a protein of 1309 amino acids. Lineage: Eukaryota; Metazoa; Chordata; Mammalia; Rodentia; Cricetidae.